UCCUCUCUCUCCUCUUCACACACACUCACACAGUAACGUUCCUAAUUUCCUCAUUUUCCUCUCUUUUCUCUCUCUAUCUAUCUAUCGUAGCUCCCAAGUCCCAACAAACACUCACUGCAAGCAAAAAAGCAGAGAGUAGAUUCAAAGGAAACACAAACCCUCCCUUUAAAAAAAUACAAAUAUUUUCUCCAACUUCUCCUUCUUAGAUCUCUUAAUUUAUUGCUUUCCACAGAACCCAAGCUGAAGUAAAGAGUCUUGAGCUAAAAGAAGAAGAAGAAUCUGUUUGUGGGUUGUGGUUUUUGGAGCAAUUUGGUGGGUUGGUCCAAGAAUGGAAAAAAGCACUCCAGUUAGAAAGUCACACACAUCCACUGCAGAUCUGCUUACUUGGUCGGAGAAUCCGCCGGAAAAUUCUCCGGCUAUUGGUUCUGCUGCUUCCUCUGCCCGUUCACGCCAGCCGUCGGAUGGGAUCCAAAAGGUGGUAUUUGGAGGUCAAGUGACAGAUGAAGAAGUUGAGAGCUUGAACAAGAGGAAGCCUUGUUCGGGUUAUAAACUAAAGGAGAUGACAGGUAGUGGUAUUUUUGUAGCUGAUGGAGAAAAUGGCAAUUUAGAAUCUGACAGUGCUAGUGCCAUCCCUAAUAGAAGGAUGUAUCAGCAAGCUGUAGCUGGUAUUAGUCAAAUUUCAUUUGGUGAAGAAGAUAAUGUGUCCCCAAAGAAGCCGGUCACUAUACCUGAAGUGGCAAAGCAGAAGGAACUAAGUGGAACUCUAGAAAGUGAGGCUGAGAUGAAGUUGAAGAAACAACUUUCUGAUGCAAAGACCAAGGAGCUUGUUGGCCAUGACAUCUUUGCUCCUCCACCUGAAAUUCAACCUCGUCCAUUGGCUGCUCGUGCUUUAGCACUAAGAGAGAGCAUUACCAUUGGAGAACCUGCAAAUAAUGGUGAUGUGUCUGCUGAUGAACAAGCGGUCAAGACAGCCAAAAGGAUUCCUGAGAAGAAACUUGCAGAGCUCACUGGAAACGACAUCUUCAAGGGCGAUACUCCUCCAGCAUCAGCUGAGAAGCAUCUGAGUUCAGCAAAGUUGCGAGAGAUGAGUGGAAGUAAUAUAUUCGCGGAUGGGAAAGUAGAAUCUCGGGACUUCUAUGGCGGGGUUCGCAAGCCUCCAGGUGGUGAGAGCAGCAUUGCAUUGGUGUAACUUGCUAGGUCUAACUUGAUUUACAUCAUUAUUAAUUGUGUUUCCUUUUUAUCCAUUAUUAUUUGUAGUUGGGGGUGUUUGGUUCUGAUGUGAUUUGACCAGUGUUCUGGAAUUUGGUAUGUCCUAGGUCUUAUUUGACAUGUCGACCAGAGCUUAAGAACUUUUGGCUAAUUGGGUUUUUAUGUUCAUAAAUCUGUGUUUCUGGUGCACUUUGUUUUUGUGAAGAUGUGUCGUCUGAGUUCAAUCAAUUAAUUAAUUAAUAUUUGUGUCCUUUUU
Molecule: messenger RNA, 1465 nt
Organism: Nicotiana attenuata
Lineage: Eukaryota; Viridiplantae; Streptophyta; Magnoliopsida; Solanales; Solanaceae
Exons: 5
Coding region: 329-1189 (286 amino acids)
Source: RefSeq, a predicted model, not a curated record